UUUUCUUGGAAGUGACAAGUAGCCUCCGACCUACGGAUCCUGGGCUGGUGGCGGUGGUGUCCUUGGCUUGGACACGCCGAAGGGUCUGGCCGCCGCCGCAUGACCAACACCAGAGACCGCAGGAGCGCCAUGGAUUCGACGCUGGCGCCUUCCGGCUCCGCCACGGGCCCGGUCACCUUCUCCCACGUCUUCGGUCAGCAGUGCCAGCUGAUGGAAGCAGCUGUGCAGUCAUUGUACACCCUAAAUGACCAGAUAUCCCACUUUAUUGUGACCAAGUCGAAGGCACUGGAAGAGGACCAAGACCCUUUCCUACCCACAGAGAAAGAGACUCUGAAGAGUUCCAUGAUCCUGAUGAGACACCUCUUAAUGGAUGCUCAGGCCAAAAUCCUGAGCAUGAUGGAAGACAAUAAGCAGCUCGCGCUCCGCAUCGAUGGGGCGGUCCAGUCGGCCAGCCAGGAGGUGACCAACCUGCGAGCCGAACUCACGGCCACCAACCGGAGGCUGGCGGAACUGAGCGGCGGCGGCGGCCCCGGCCCCGGCCCGGGCGCGGCGGCGGCGGCGGCGGCGGCGGCGGACUCGGCGGCGGCGAACAUGGAGACCCACCAGCACGGCGCGCAAGUGCUCCUGCGGGAAGAAGUGUCCCGGCUCCAGGAGGAGGUCCACCUUCUCCGCCAGAUGAAGGAGAUGUUGACGAAGGACCUGGAGGAGUCACAGGGCGGCAAGUCCUCCGAGGUCCUGUCGGCCACUGAGCUCAGGGUGCAGCUGGCCCAGAAGGAGCAGGAGCUAGCCCGAGCCAAAGAAGCCUUGCAGGCCAUGAAAGCCGACCGGAAGCGCCUGAAGGGCGAGAAGACCGACCUGGUGAGCCAGAUGCAGCAGCUGUACGCCACGCUGGAGAGCCGCGAGGAGCAGCUGCGCGACUUCAUCCGCAACUACGAGCAGCACCGCAAGGAGAGCGAGGACGCCGUCAAAGCCCUGGCUAAGGAGAAGGACCUACUGGAGCGGGAAAAGUGGGAGCUUCGGCGCCAGGCCAAGGAGGCCACGGACCACGCCACGGCGCUGCGCUCCCAGCUGGACCUCAAGGACAACCGGAUGAAGGAGCUGGAAGCCGAGCUGGCGAUGGCCAAGCAGUCCUUAGCUACGCUGACCAAGGACGUCCCCAAGCGGCAUUCACUCGCCAUGCCGGGCGAGACGGUGCUCAACGGCAACCAGGAGUGGGUGGUGCAGGCGGACCUCCCACUGACCGCGGCCAUCCGGCAGAGCCAGCAGACUGUCUACCACUCCCAUCCCCCACACCCUGCAGACCGGCAAGCGGUCAGGGUGAGCCCCUGCCACUCCCGGCAGCCCUCUGUCAUCUCCGACGCAUCUGCCGCCGAAGGCGACCGGUCGUCCACGCCAAGCGACAUCAACUCCCCUCGGCACCGGACACACUCCCUCUGCAACGGCGACAGUCCCGGCCCAGUUCAGAAGAACCUGCACAACCCUAUUGUACAGUCACUAGAGGAUCUUGAAGACCAAAAACGGAAAAAGAAGAAAGAGAAGAUGGGAUUCGGCUCCAUCUCGCGCGUCUUCGCCAGAGGGAAGCAGCGGAAGUCCCUCGACCCCGGCCUCUUUGAUGACUCGGACAGCCAGUGCAGCCCCACGCGCCAGAGCCUCAGCCUGUCGGAGGGCGAGGAGCAGAUGGACCGGCUGCAGCAGGUGGAGCUGGUCAGGACCACCCCCAUGUCCCACUGGAAGGCCGGCACCGUCCAGGCGUGGCUGGAGGUGGUCAUGGCCAUGCCCAUGUACGUCAAGGCGUGUGCAGAGAACGUCAAGAGCGGGAAGGUGCUGCUGAGCCUGAGUGAUGAGGACCUGGAGCUGGGCCUGGGAGUGUGCAGCUCCCUGCAUCGGCGCAAGCUCCGGCUGGCCAUCGAGGACUACCGCGACGCCGAGGCGGGCCGGAGCCUGUCCAAAGCCGCUGACCUGGACCAUCACUGGGUGGCCAAGGCCUGGCUGAACGACAUCGGCCUGUGCCAGUACUCUCAGGCCUUCCAAAACCACCUGGUCGACGGGCGAAUGCUGCUCUCCCUGAUGAAGCGGGACCUGGAGAAGCACCUGAACGUGUCCAAGAAGUUCCACCAGGUCAGCAUCCUGCUGGGGAUCGAGCUGCUGCACCAAGUGAACUUCAACAGGGAGGCCCUCCAGGAGCGCCGCGCCCGCUGCGAAACACAGAACACAGACCCCGUGGUCUGGACCAACCAGCGGGUGCACAAGUGGGUGCGGGACAUUGACCUGAAGGAGUACGCAGACAACCUGACCAACAGCGGCAUCCACGGUGCCGUGUUGGUGCUGGAACCCACGUUCAACGCCGAGGCCAUGGCCACUGCCCUGGGCAUCCCGAGCGGGAAGCACAUUCUCCGGAGGCACCUGGCGGAGGAGAUGAGCGCCAUCUUCCACCCGGCCAGCUCCUCAGGCAUCCGGGAGGCUGAGCGUUUCGGAACACCCCCCGGGAGGGCCUCCAGCAUCACCCGGGCCGGGAAGGAGGAGAACAGCGGCGGCAUCAAGUACAAGACUGGCCGGCUGCCCCUGGGGAAGAUAGGAAGGGGCUUUAGCAGCAAAGACCCCGAUUUUCAUGAUGACUAUGGCUCUCUUCAAAACGAAGACUGUGGAGACGAUGACCCCCAGGGCAGGCCAGAGCAGUGCCGUCUGGAAGGCUACAACGGCCUCGAGGUCACCAAUGUGUAAGGGACGGACGCCCCACCGGCCCCGACACGGACACAGCCACGGAGGAAGGGUACCAGAUGCUGUCACCACUGUACAUAGUGGCUGCAGGCGAGGAUGCUCCUCCCCCGGGGAAAAUCCCGGCAGACUGUCGCAGUUUCAGGCAGGAGCUCAGGAACAAGAGGGCACCAGCCUGCGCCUUGAGCGGCUUGCGGACCUUCCUGCUCAGGGGAAGGACCCAUCAGCCCCGCCUCUCUAUCCCCAGGCCCCACCUCAGAGGGACUGUCAGCCCCUGAGCAGGCCAGCUGGUCCCCGGAGCCUUGAACUGAGCUGCCGCAAGUGCCCUCCGAGGAAGCGCAGGUGGGACUCCAGCCGGACACACAGCGCCCAGCACGGGCAGUGCCAGGGGCCAGCACAUGGGCAGGACCCGACGGCACGUGGGCCCUUCCCAGCCAGCCUGGGGGGGGCUCUUGGGUCCAGCACCUGCAUCCCCCAUAACCUAGAACUCGGCUUCGGGUUUGGCUCCCUGACUCUCUCUUGGGAGAAUGCAAAACGGGGCGGCCAUGCCCUCCCACCCUAACAGCCACGUGUCACGUGGGGGAGGACAUGUACAAGAGCUACUCGCCUUCCCCCACGAGCGGCUACACCCCAGGGAGGGAGGCAAGUGAUCCGCGCGGGGGCGGGGCUUAGCAGCAGCGUUUCCACGAAUCGCAGAUUUCCUGUCAUCAGGACAGAGGGUAUCUAAGAUCCAGGAGAUUGACUUGGAUUCAUGACGACCAAGCUGGACAGUGGGUUUGGGACUGGGGACAGGGAAAUGCUUGUCACGUAACCCAACCAACCUGUGCUGUGAUGUCUCCGUCACCUAAAGCAGAGGCGCGUCACCAAUGCCCUCCUUGAGCUGAAUCUUACAGAGCAAAGCCGUCAACGUGGUGGAGAGACGCCCCCGCCCUUCUCCCGACUCUGCCACUGUUUUCCUCUGUGGCUUCUUCCCAGGGGCCUCACCUCUCUGUGCCUCAGCAUCCUCAUCUACAACACUUCCCGCUUCCCUCCCAGGGACACCGUGAGAAUUAACACUUGCUAAUGUCUGUAACACGCUUUGUAACCUCUCAGGAGACAGACAGGUGGAAAGGAACGGGGACAGACGGGACCUCGGAUUUCCCACUGACGGCACAGGACUGACAUUGAACUGUUUCUCUCUCCGAUGGCGUUCUGGCUGGAACAAUGCGCAAAAGGAGGAAAGGAAUGCUUAAUGUUCAGACUCUAGAGCCCCCAGUAGGGCUUGACCAAAAAGAGAGAGGGGAGGGAAAAAAGUCCACAGACAGAGCCUUGAAAACCAGUCUGAUCCAAGUGUUCAGGCUGGAGUCUGUUGACCACAGCACUGAGUGAUGAUUUGGGAGGGACAGAAUGCACUGGAAUUCUACUGACACUUUGAUUGUCAAAGCGAAUCAGUUGUUUAGGACCACAAUGCUCGACCACCAUGGAAGCCUUUCACACUAGAGUCAAAGAGAGGCCUGAAUUUCCAAGACGUGAAUGGCUGUCAACCUCCAGGAACCGUCAAAGCACACAUUCUUCAACCCAAUGAACUAUUUCCUCUCAUGGGAAAAGCCUAAACUGAGGCCUUGAUGAACUUGACAAUGACUCCUCCCCAAUGCCGAAGAGCAUGGUUUCCUCUCUGAUCUCAAGAUAAGCACAGCUUCACUUGUCCAUGGAAACCAAGCGCCUACCCCGCGGACAGGCGGGUGGCCCUCUGUUCGUCUGAUGUUUAGCCUUCUAGGGUCACAUUUCCGAUUCGGUGUCCUGAGGGGUGAGGGUCUCGUAUCUAAGGUGGCUUUGCUGAGGUUCCAAACUCCAGUAUCUUCGUGACAUUCGGCCACACCUGGGGCCUGAAGCUGCAGCCUGCAGCCCGGAGGGGGAAGUAGUAAAACCCCUUCUGACCUGAUGCCACAGGUCACUCCCACGCCAGCAUCCAGGCUGAGUGACCCAGAACCCCAGGAUCCGCCUCUUGGGAAGCAGCAAACCAGGCAGGAAAUUCUUCCCCUGGGUGGGCAAGGAUGGCACCCAGGCGCCUGUGUGCAUCUCCGAUUAUUUGAAGCCAACGUCCACCGGAGUUGUGGGAAAGGAGGCUUACAUUUCCCUCCCCCAAUCCAUCCCCCUGGUGACAGUUCGGGGAUGGCAUUGCCCAAAAACGUGCAACCUUGGGCCAGCAGGCCUGGGCCGAUGCAGACAACCUCGGAAGCCCCUUUCAGCCCAAAUGGUACCUUAAUAGCACAUUCUCUCCUACCCGAUGCUCCAGUCCUUGGCAGCCAGGUGGGCGUUCGGAAUGGGCUUUUCAACACGAGGACAGGUCGGCUGAUAAAUGAACAACUUCCACACACAGACUAGUCAGGUGCAGCUUUGUCUGCUGGAAAAAUCCCAAGUGUCAACCCUGCCUCCGGGUGGGCAGGACAGCAGGUGCAAAAAGACUUAACAGAGAUUCUGGGGGCUAAGUGACUAAAGUGGGCAGGGUGGCCCCCUGCGGAACGGGGACCUGCCUCAUCCUGUCCAAAGGGCCUGAACCGCGUGGUCCUGGAGGGCGAUAUGGCUUCUGGACCUGGGGCAAUCUGAACAUGCUUCUUUGAGAGGUGUCAUCUGUACCCAUGGGGGCUGCCCCCUAAAAAGGGGUGGUUGGUGCCAGUGGCUGGGGAGAGGCAGAGCAGGCAGAGGUGCCCCAGAUCUCUCCCAGAAGCUGAGGACCAGGGCCAUGAGAAGACACCUGCCCCGGGAGCCUGGGUGGCUCAUUCAGUUAAGCAUCUAGCUCUUAGU
Molecule: messenger RNA, 5499 nt
Organism: Hyaena hyaena (striped hyena)
Lineage: Eukaryota; Metazoa; Chordata; Mammalia; Carnivora; Hyaenidae
Gene: KAZN
Product: kazrin, periplakin interacting protein
Exons: 17
Coding region: 100-2721 (873 amino acids)
Molecular function (GO): protein binding
Source: RefSeq, a predicted model, not a curated record